AUGAUUGUUCUUUCUUUUCUAGUUCCUCAAAUCCCAGAUGGAGAAACGUCGACGGGAGAGAAUGAACUGCAGUCUGGAGCAUCUGAGGACCAUGUUGCUGCAGGAGCCUCCACAACUGACUGCGGCUCAGCAAAAACUGGAGAAAGCGGAGAUCCUCGAGCACACGGUCCUCCUUCUCCGGAGCAGCGCCACAGGAGACAUAAUGCGAGCUCGAGGAGGAGGUGGCGGAGGACAGAGACACUCCUUCCAAGACGGCUUCUCCUCCUGCCUGCAGAGAGCGGCUCAGUUCCUGGGGCCUCAGGGGAAAGGCCUGCGGCUCGGAGCGUCGCUGGAUGCACGUUUUUCCCCUCGCUUCGCCUCUUCAGACUCUGACCCCACUGGAUUCCGGCUGAGAACCGAAGCCUGGUCCUGCUCCAGCUCUCUCCCUCAGACCCAGUCCCUUCUUCGGACGCUCAGGCAGAAGUCGAAGCUCAGGGUGCAAACAGAGACCUUAGGUGUGAACAGUUCGGUUCAUCCAUACCAACGUCCAGAGCAGCUUGGGUCUCCCAGAGUGCCACAAGAUUCUCAGACACAAAGUCAACUUGAGGUCAGAGAGUCGAGUCGAGGAGGCAAACAGAGCUUAAGCCUCCCAGUCAGCCAGACCGUGUGGAGGCCUUGGCCCUGAUCACCAGGCAGUGAACUCUCUGCAACUCAAUUUAUAAAUGACUGACUGAUUGUCAAUAUGAUUCAUAUUCGCAGGAGUCAAGAAUAUCUGCUCUUUGAUAACUCAUAAGAGUUGUAAUCACCCCCAGCCUGUAAAUAAUGCAAUCAUCUCAGGUGAACAUGUGUGAUAGAGUUCGCUCUCUGCUUCUGAAUGAGCUCAGUCAGAGGAGCAGCCGUGAUGUGGUCUGCUGACAGGCACACAGGGACUCAGCCGGCCGGGCCGAGCCGAGCCGGACCGUGCUGUCCAGCUGGGACUGUUGCUGUGCCGAAGAGUGAGU
This is a messenger RNA of Platichthys flesus (European flounder), 980 nucleotides long. RefSeq lists its product as uncharacterized. Gene Ontology annotation, biological process: anterior/posterior pattern specification; regulation of transcription by RNA polymerase II; regulation of neurogenesis. Gene Ontology annotation, molecular function: protein dimerization activity; RNA polymerase II cis-regulatory region sequence-specific DNA binding; DNA-binding transcription factor activity, RNA polymerase II-specific. Gene Ontology annotation, cellular component: nucleus. The record is from RefSeq and is a predicted model, not a curated record. The coding region runs from base 38 to 664 and encodes 208 amino acids. The transcript has 2 exons. NCBI's taxonomy places the organism in Eukaryota, Metazoa, Chordata, Actinopteri, Pleuronectiformes, Pleuronectidae.